Molecule: messenger RNA, 1338 nt
Organism: Poeciliopsis prolifica (blackstripe livebearer)
Lineage: Eukaryota; Metazoa; Chordata; Actinopteri; Cyprinodontiformes; Poeciliidae
Gene: aptx
Product: aprataxin
Exons: 7
Coding region: 70-1071 (333 amino acids)
Biological process (GO): double-strand break repair; single strand break repair
Cellular component (GO): nucleus
Molecular function (GO): single-stranded DNA binding; mismatched DNA binding; protein binding
Source: RefSeq, a predicted model, not a curated record
UCACCAAGCGGUGACUGCAAUAUUAUAUUUCUUGCUAAUAGUAUAAAAGACUUUAAAAAAGAUGAUACAAUGCCUAUUUGCUGGCUUGUCAGUGAAGAGGGUACCCAUAAACCAAUCCAGUUACCUCAUUUACGUGCGGUUGUUGUUGGGCGAGGCCCAGAAACGACAAUUAAAGACAAGAAAUGCUCCCGGCAGCAAGUUGAACUGAAAGCUGAGUGCAACAAAGGUUAUGUCAAAGUCAAACAGCUGGGCUUAAAUCCCACCUCAGUAGACUGUGUGGUAGUGGGGAAAGGCAAUGAGGUCAGAAUAAAACCUGGACAGAAGCUCCAUGUUGUCAAUCAGCUUUACCCGUACACCAUACAGUUCAAAGAAGAUCUCACUGGGCACCACAGCAGCAUCAAAAGUCCAAGAGAGCAAACAUCGGAGAACAGUGAUGGCCAGAAAAAUGUCCAGACUGAAAAAGCUCCAAAACGGAACACAAAUGGGUCUUCGUCAGUAUGUCAUUCAGAAAACACAAAAACAAAUGAACAUGUCGGACAUUGGAGCCACGGUCUGAAGACUUCAAUGCAAGAUCCUCAGAUGCAGGUUUACAAGGAUGAUAAGGUUGUUGUGAUUACAGACAAAUACCCCAAAGCUCGCUACCACUGGUUAGUCCUUCCAUGGCAGUCGAUUCCCAGCCUGAAGGCUUUACGUGGAGAGCACUGUGAUCUUCUGAAACACAUGCAGCAGGUUGCUGACCGCAUGAUCCAGCAAUGCCCAGAUUCCAGCACACUGCGGUUCCGGUCAGGUUACCACGCUAUCCCAAGUAUGAGUCACAUCCACCUCCAUGUGAUCAGCCAGGACUUUGACUCUCCUUGCUUGAAGAACAAGAAGCACUGGAACUCUUUUACAACAGAGUACUUCAUUGAUUCUGAUGAUGUUAUUCAGAUGCUUGAAACAAGUGGAAAAGUCACUGUUAAAGAAGGUUCCAGUGAAUUGUUGAAACUACCUCUCCGCUGCCAUGUGUGCCACAAAGAGUUUCCUACAAUACCUUCUCUGAAGGAACACUUGAAAUCUCACUUUCCCCGAUAAUUAUGUGACCUUAACAUAGAAGUAACAUAGAAGUUGAAUGGUGGUUAUCAUAUUUUUCUAAAAUGUUGUCUUGCAUUCAGUGUUGUAAUUAUGCAAGUUGAAAACUUGUCACUUGUUUUGUACAUUUUUGAAAAUGGCAAUAUUGAUCUGCUUGUCUAGAGUGCAUUUGUCAGUUCGAAGUCAAAUGUUGAUCCACUCUGACUUUAUUUUUGUUUGUACACUUCAUUUUCAAAUAGGUUUAGUUCUUCAUUCUGAUGCAAUAAACAU